AUGGAUAACCCCCUUAACAUCCCACCUCUCUGCGGCCCACACGCUCGCUACAAAUCCCGCAAUCUCCAAUCUCAGGCCGCUCAUCAAGAUGCGCUCAAGGAUAUGCCUGGCGGAAAUACCCGCUCCUCCAUCUUCUCCACCCCAUUCCCACUCACCAUUGCCUCCGGAAAAGAUGGAACUGUCACUUCUCUAGAGUACAGUACUAGGCUCCUCGACCACUUCAACGCGCGCAUCGCCAACGCCGUAUCCGUCGCGAUGGCCUGCGGUUCGACCUUUGGCGGUAUCAGUGUGCAUAAGAGCGCGUUUGCGGCGGGCGUCUGCCAGCGCUUUGGGGAGGCAGGGGUGGAAAUGGUGCGGUUUGCGAAUUCGGGCACAGAGGCGAACAUGGUGGCAAUUGCGACUGCUCUGGCGUUCGUUAACGGUCGGGAUAGUGGGGAUGGGAUGAGCCAUAGGAAGAAUAAAAGCAAGAUUCUCGUCUUUAGUAAUGCUUAUCAUGGGAGAGUAGUUACUGGCGGCACGACGGGACCUGCUGCGACGAAUCUCCCGCACAAUUUUGUCGUUGCGCCGUUUAAUAACGUCGAGGAGACGAGUGCCAUCGUUUCGGCAUUAGACCCUCCGAGAGGCAAUGGGUACAGCAGGAGCAGCAAGGGCGGUCUUGCAGCGAUCAUCUUCGAACCCAUGCAAGGCGCUGGCGGCUGUGGGGCCGCCUCGAAGGAAUUUGCAUGCUGCUUGCGGCAGCUCGCUGACGAGCAUUCUUCCUUAUUCAUCGUGGAUGAGGUUAUGACGUCCCGACUUGGGCCUGCGGGAUAA
Molecule: messenger RNA, 810 nt
Organism: Paracoccidioides lutzii Pb01
Product: glutamate-1-semialdehyde 2,1-aminomutase
Exons: 3
Coding region: 1-810 (269 amino acids)
Molecular function (GO): pyridoxal phosphate binding; transaminase activity
Source: RefSeq, a predicted model, not a curated record